Wallemia ichthyophaga EXF-994 is the source of this 531-nucleotide messenger RNA. Its product is annotated as Peptidyl-tRNA hydrolase. The record is from RefSeq and is a predicted model, not a curated record. Lineage: Eukaryota; Fungi; Basidiomycota; Wallemiomycetes; Wallemiales; Wallemiaceae. Gene Ontology annotation, molecular function: peptidyl-tRNA hydrolase activity. The transcript is spliced from 2 exons. Bases 1 to 531 code for a protein of 176 amino acids.
AUGCCCACAGCCGAGAAAACCGUAAUUGCAGGCUUAGGCAAUGCGACGCACCCGCGCACAUUCCACUCAGUGGGCCAGCUCGUCCUUAAGCACUUAGCCCAGCGGCGACAUCUGCAGUGGAACAGCAACACCAAGCACGGAGUCAGCUACACGCAUAUAAACAGCCACACAGACCUCAUAUACAGCCACCAGCUGAUGAACGUCUGUGGAAAAAGCCUGGCACGCUACUGCGAGCAUGUCAACGCACGCCGUGUACUCGUCUUGCAUGAUGACCUGCAGCGGGAAUGGGGGAAGCUCUCCAUCAAACAUGGCGGAUCGGCCAACGGUCAUAACGGCAUCAAAUCACUCUCACAGUAUCUCAAACAAUCCCUCGACUUUGAUAGACUACGAAUUGGUAUUGGUAGACCAGGUGAUAAGCGCGAUGUUGCUAGAUAUGUCCUUUCUAAUCUCUCACCGGAGCAAUUGCAUGAUAUCACAGAUGGUCUUCUCUAUACGCAUAUUGAGAGGGUUUUGGAGGGAUAUAUGGAGUAA